Molecule: messenger RNA, 940 nt
Organism: Candoia aspera
Lineage: Eukaryota; Metazoa; Chordata; Lepidosauria; Squamata; Candoiidae
Gene: NQO2
Product: N-ribosyldihydronicotinamide:quinone dehydrogenase 2
Exons: 7
Coding region: 120-818 (232 amino acids)
Cellular component (GO): cytosol
Molecular function (GO): NAD(P)H dehydrogenase (quinone) activity
Source: RefSeq, a predicted model, not a curated record
UAGAACAUCUGAUCCUUUCCUUUCCGCCGGGUUCUGUCCUCUAUUCCGUCCUGACGAGAAUCUUUCAAAAUCACAUUUUAUCAACUGUGACAAACUUUUGCAGGGGUUUUGAAAAAAAAAUGGCAGGGAAAAAAGUGUUGAUUGUAUAUGCACACCAAGAGCCCAAGUCUCUAAAUGGUUCCUUAAAAACUCUGACAGUGGAAGAACUGAGGAAGCAAGGCUGCACUGUCACUGUUUCAGACUUGUAUGAAAUGCAGUUUGAGCCAAGAACAACAAAGAAGGACAUCAUCGGUGACCUAUACAAUCCUGAUCAUUUUAAUUAUGGAGUUGAGGCCUGGAAAGCUUGUGAAAAUGGGUGUCUGUCUGAAGAUUUGAUUGAGGAGCAAAGGAAAGUGAAAGAAGCCGACUUGGUGAUUUUCCAGUUUCCUUUAUAUUGGUUCAGCAUGCCAGCCAUCCUGAAGGGCUGGAUGGACAGAGUCUUAGUCCAAGGAUUUGCUCAUGAUUUCCCAAAGUGUUUUGAUUCUGGUUUACUCAAGAAUAAACUAGCCUUACUUUCAUUUACCACUGGAGGAGAUGAAGAAAUGUAUUCAGAGAGAGGACCCAGUGGUAAUAUCCGGUAUCUUCUCUGGCCCAUGCAGCAUGGAAUCUUACACUUCUGUGGCUUCAGUGUCCUUUCCCCUCAGAUCUGCUUUGCCCCCGAGUACAUGUCAGAAGAGAAAAGACAACAGAUGUUGACUUCAUGGGUCAAACGGCUGCAGACCAUUUGGGAGGAGAAACCUAUUAACUGUGUGCCAGAGUGGUACUUUGGUGACGUUUGAAUAGAGAGAGAUGAAUACAAAAAAAUGAAGUAUUUGCUGAAGCUCUCCCCACAAAAGUUUGUUUCUGUAUUUUUCUCUAUCCAUCUUGGACUGCGUGAAGGCAAUUAAUAAAAUGAAAUCGA